This is a messenger RNA of Exophiala spinifera, 852 nucleotides long. RefSeq lists its product as uncharacterized. The record is from RefSeq and is a predicted model, not a curated record. Bases 1 to 852 code for a protein of 283 amino acids. The transcript is spliced from 2 exons. NCBI's taxonomy places the organism in Eukaryota, Fungi, Ascomycota, Eurotiomycetes, Chaetothyriales, Herpotrichiellaceae.
AUGUUCGCUCUCUACCUCGACAUCCAGAAACAAAUAGACAUCGACGCACUUGACGAGACCGAAGUCAAAGGACGGUGGAAGAGUUUCGUUUCAAGAUGGAACCGCGGAGACCUCGCUGAAGGAUGGUACGAUCCGAAGACUCUCGAGAAAUCCCAAGCUGAAGCCGCGUCCUCCUCCUCAGCCGUAGCCGAUCGAUACGCUGAGCGCCGCACCAACGACGAACAGCGCCAUCAUGACGAUGACGAAGACGACGACGAGGACGACGAAGAGGACGAAGACGGCUACGGCCCUACAUUGCCAGAGUCAGCGAAGACGUCCCAGGGACAAGGGCGCAUGCUGAAAGGUGGCCGCCACGGCGCUACAAUCCCCUCGUUACAAGACCUCCGUUCCCGCGACGAACAAGCGAGAGAAGAUGCAGUCGCAGCGCGAGCCCAGCAGAGACAAGACCUAAACUACUCGCGCGCCCUCGAUCGGAAACUCCAACGCGACCGUCUCGACGAAAUAGCGCCGCGUGCCGAGCCGGGCACGAGAGAACGCCAGCUCGAGAAGAAGCGCGAAAAGGCCGAUUCAAACCGUGCCUUUGCCUCGGCCAAGGGCGGAGGCGGCGAUAUGGAGGAGGUGCGCGACGCAGAUAUGAUGGGCGAGGAGGACAGUCUGGCUGAGAUGAAGAGGAUGCAGAAGGAAAAUGAGCGCAAGAAGAACGAGAGAGAACUACGCAAGGAAGAAAUUCUCCGUGCCCGUAGAGCCGAACGAGAGGCCCGCGUCGCGGGGUUGAAGGAGAAAGAGGAGAAGACAAUGAGUAUGCUCAAAGAGAUUGUGCGGCAGAGGUUCGGCGGUAGCACAGAAGAGUAG